Frieseomelitta varia is the source of this 1011-nucleotide messenger RNA. Its product is annotated as tetra-peptide repeat homeobox protein 1-like. NCBI's taxonomy places the organism in Eukaryota, Metazoa, Arthropoda, Insecta, Hymenoptera, Apidae. Bases 52 to 723 code for a protein of 223 amino acids. The transcript has 2 exons. The record is from RefSeq and is a predicted model, not a curated record.
UAAAAGCGAGGGUAGACCAUCGACGAACCAGUGUGCUCACUGUCGACCAACAUGAACAGCACAGAGAAGCUGAAAAUCUUAGUUUUCUGCGGCUUGGUACUGUCGGCCGUGGCCGAGGAAGCCAAAAAGAUCACGCAGGAGUCGAGCGCACAGCCGAAGAAAGAAGAGAAGACGAAGCGUGGCUUGGAGCUUAGCUUGGGCGAUCAUGGCUUCGGAGGAGGUUUCGGCGGUGGUUUCGGAGGCGGCUUCGAACUUAGUUCCGGCGGCAGCGAACACAUAUCCACGGAUCACAUCAAGGCAGUCACGGUCACAAAGACUGUCCAUAUUCCCGAGCCUUAUCCAGUCGAGGUGACAAAACACGUCCCUGUUCCCGUCAGUGUACCAGUCAAAGUACCGGUCGACAAGCCAUUUCCUGUCCACGUGCCUCAACCCUACCCAGUCACAGUCGAAAAGCCUGUGCCCUAUCCGGUCGAGAAGCCAAUACCUUAUCCGGUAAAGGUGCCCGUCAAGGUGCCGGUAAAGGUGCCUGUGCCGGUCAAGGUACCUGUCAAGGUACCGGUCACUGUACCAAAACCAGUGCCCUACCCUGUCAAGGUGCCGGUGGUCGUGAAGGAGCCUGUCUUUGUGAAGGAACACGAACACGGAGGUGGAUUCGGCGGAGGAUUCGGUGGUGGAUUGUCACUGGGAGGUGGACACGAUUUCGGCGGUUACGGGCACUUCUGAAGCAAAGGCUCGAACUCCGUAGAGUGUCGAAGUCUUUGAUCUUCAACGUGCGUCUUGUCCAUCAAUUGCCGCAUGACAAUGUAACUGCCAAUUUCGCGAACUCGGCCUUCCGAGCUCGCGAGACGCUUGCUGGUCGAAACGCGACCGUCGAUCGACGAACAAGCGUGCCGUUCGUAGUAGACGUCAGUCGAAUGUACCAAUAUUGUAUUCACCGUGAUGCUGAACCUCAAAUUGUAUUGUAUAAUAUGUUUUUUAUGAACGAAUAAAAUGAUAUUUUUUUAUACAUAA